This is a messenger RNA of Aureobasidium melanogenum CBS 110374, 1314 nucleotides long. Its product is annotated as FolC bifunctional protein. The record is from RefSeq and is a predicted model, not a curated record. The coding region runs from base 1 to 1314 and encodes 437 amino acids. The transcript is spliced from 2 exons. NCBI's taxonomy places the organism in Eukaryota, Fungi, Ascomycota, Dothideomycetes, Dothideales, Saccotheciaceae. Gene Ontology annotation, biological process: folic acid-containing compound biosynthetic process. Gene Ontology annotation, cellular component: mitochondrion; cytoplasm; cytosol. Gene Ontology annotation, molecular function: ATP binding; dihydrofolate synthase activity; tetrahydrofolylpolyglutamate synthase activity.
AUGAUAGAGCUUGGUUUGGCUCGAGUAUUCCGCCUUUUGGCACGCACUCCUUUACCAUGGCGAGCACUACACGUCGCGGGAACAAAUGGAAAAGGUUCAAUAUGCGCCUACAUAUCCGCCAUGCUCGCAGCGUACAAUGCCUCCCAACUACGGAUUGAAUCUGGCAAACCACCAAUCAAGCAUGGACGCUUCACCUCACCGCAUCUAAUUGAUCGCUGGGAUUGCAUUACUAUUGACGAAAAAACAAUAUCUGAAGCAAUCUUCAGGCAAGUCGAAGCAAAGGUCCUGGCGCGCAACAUAUCUGAGAACAUCCAAGCAACAGAAUUUGAACUGCUUACCGCGACUGCUUUCGAGAUAUUCACCCUGGAGAAUGUGGAUAUCGGUGUCAUUGAAGUCGGUAUGGGUGGUCGACUUGACUCCACAAACAUCUUAGGCCAGACUUCCGAAUUUGACGAGCUGGAGCAGAAUCAACAGUACAGGCCAAAGCCAUUGGUGACAGCCAUAUCGACCAUCGCGUUAGACCACCAAGGAUUCCUCGGGAACACAUUGGUCGAGAUCGCGACGCAAAAAGCCGGCAUCAUGAAGCCAGGGGUACCGCUUAUUCUGGCAAUGAACGACGAAGCAGUGACAGAGCAUAUUCUUCAGCUUGCGUCUGAAGCAGGUGUAACACAGAUCUUGCACUCGAAAGAUGCGGCAGGCUUCGACCAAUUGAACCGCCUGCCUGCUCCACCUACAACCCAAGCCGCCUGCGGCUCCUCCACUUUGCGCAACGAGAUUCGCACAUCAAGCCUUUCAGCACUUGCAAGCACACUACGUGCCGUGCCACAGAGAGUCGUCUGGCCUGGCCGUUUACAAGAUAUUGAUUUGGCACCCCUAACCAACUACGAGUCCACAGCUCUUCUUGACGGCGCGCACAACGUCGAAUCAGCGACUGUACUUGCGAACACGGUACGCACUCGCGCUGGUGACCGUCCGGUGGUCUGGAUCCUCGCCGCCUCGAGAGGAAAAGAUUUGACGUCCAUGUUCGAGUUGUUGCUAGCAGGAAGACCUGAAGAUCGUGUCGUGGCCACAGAAUUCGGAGCUGUGGACGGCAUGCCCUGGAUCACGGCGACACAAGCGGAGGACGUCAAAAUAGCUGCUGUCAACAUACUCUCCGAAGAUAGUGUGAUUGUAGAGAAGGACGUCGGCCUCGCUCUCGAGAGGGCAUCUCGACUAGCCGAGGAGAUGAAUGCUCUUCUUGUCAUUGCUGGGAGCCUGUAUCUCGUCGGCGAUGUGCUACGCCUGGUGCGCAAUGCAGGCGGUGCAUUCCAGUAA